AUGUCCUCUACACCAAGCUCUCCGAUCGAUUCAUCAAGUUCAUCCUCCAGCAAAUCUGGAACCGACAAUCGCCCGUUCAAACUACAAGUUCCCGAUCUACUGGCGUUCUCUGGUCGAACUGAACAGUAUCCAGGUUGGAAACGGAAGAUAAUGCAUGAACUUGGCAAACAAGCUCUUUGGAACGUCCUUGAUUCCGAUGAUUAUCAUGCCAAGAACCCCCAAAUUUCUGAAGCAAUCUUUAGCGCAAUUGCUGCUGCUUUAUCUGGUGGACUUGCAUCUCCUUUGAGCAAAGAAUUGGAAUCUGCAAAGGAAUUCAACGCAAGAAAAUGGACUUGCAUCUCCCUUGAGCAAAGAAUUGGAAUCUGCAAAGGAAUUCAACGCAAGAAAACUGUAUUGAAAAGAGUUUUAAUACUCCUGCAAAUCGAGCGAACUACGUUGUCCAUGCAGUAA
Messenger RNA from Cylindrotheca closterium, 450 nucleotides. NCBI's taxonomy places the organism in Eukaryota, Bacillariophyta, Bacillariophyceae, Bacillariales, Bacillariaceae. The record is from the annotation of a GenBank genome assembly.